Messenger RNA from Maudiozyma saulgeensis, 1839 nucleotides. The record is from the annotation of a GenBank genome assembly. Lineage: Eukaryota; Fungi; Ascomycota; Saccharomycetes; Saccharomycetales; Saccharomycetaceae.
AUGGCUCAGGAUAAGGCUAUUACCAAUAUUCCUAUAAGUGACGGAUCUGAAAAUAAUACAAGACCUUCUACUGGUAAUAAAUUAGAUAAUAAUGAAACAAAUAUUAACCAAGAGGAUAUCCAGGUGACGCUUCCAAAUGAAGCUAAUAAAACACUUACACGAGAACAAGAACCACAUGACUCAAAGGAUAAUGAUCAUAUAGAAACUACUGCUUCUUCAUCCUCAACAUCUCAUAAAAGAACUUGGUCCUUCUGGAGUAGUUAUAAGAGUGAUGAUAAUAAACCAACUUCAGCACCAAACAAUAAUAAUAUAGAUAAAAACUUAACCCCUGCAAUAAGUCAAGAAAGACAAAAUAUUACCCAAAAUCCACAAAUGCCAUUAUCCGAGGGCAUACAAGGACCCGCUGCUCCAAAAUAUGGGAACCCAUUAGCAAAUACCUAUAUCCCAUACAAUGCUGAUUUAAAUGAAUAUUCGAAAAGUAACAUAUUACCAACAUCAAGUAUUGAUAAUUCUGGACAAGACGAACAAGAACAAGAGCCAAAUAUUGUAGUUCCAGGGUUUGAUAUAUUACCCAAAAAAUCCUUAUGGAAUUCAAUUCAUGAUAUGAUGGGAAGUAGAAAUAGUAACCCUCAAAAAUAUGUUUAUCGUGUAGAUGCAUCUUCUAAACUAAACAAAAUAACACAUUGUAACCAAAGACCAUUAAAAGUAUUGAUUGUUGGUGUUCAUGGAUUUUUCCCAUUAAAAGUUUUAAGAACAUUUAUUGGAGAACCCACAGGCACAUCCAUGAAAUUUAUUACAGAGGCAGAAGAAAUUGUCAAAAAAUAUUUCAAGAACAAAAGAAUACCAAUUGAAAUUAGUAAAAUUUCAUUAGAAAAGGAAGGUGAAAUCUUCGAUAGAGUAGACUUCUUCUUUGAUGUUAUGAGAAGAUAUUCCAAAGAGAUUAAUAAUUCGGACUUCAUAUACUUUGUUUCACAUUCUCAGGGUUGUCCAGUUACCAUCAUUCUUCUGGCAAGAUUGAUUGAAACUGGGAUUAUCAAUAUCGAUAAUUCAAAGCUAUUUAAUAAUCAGAAUAGUAAUUUGGAUGAUAUAAAUUUAUUUGGGAAUAAGAAAAUAAUUAGUAUAUUGGGGAUGGCUGGAAUAAAUAAUGGCCCAUUUUAUGGUCGUGAUCAAACUUUAUUAGUGAAGGCUUAUCAAACCAUUGCUAAGGAUGCAAUGAUGGAAUUAUUUGAAUUACAAAAAUUUGAUACUAUUCAAACAAAAAAACUUGUUCAGAGUAUUAAAAUUAUAAUAGCAAACAAUGUGAAAUUAACAUUAGUUGGGUCUAUUAAUGAUCAAUUGGUUCCUUUAUAUUCAGCAUUUUGUCUCUUUGUAGAUCACCCCUAUAUUUUUAGAGCUACAUUUAUUGAUAGAAACUCUAGAACACCCUCUUUUAUAACAAGGAUCAUCAAAGUUGCUGGGACUUUGCUAAACUUAGGUUAUAGGGAUCAUGAUAUUGUGAAGGAAAUUAGUGGAUCGUUAGUAGGUCCAUUGACUGGUGGAGGUCAUUCUACUAUUUAUAACGAAAAACAAGUUUACGAGCUUGGUUUAAAAUUUGCAUUAGAAACUACUGAUACAAAUGGUGAGGUGCCUGUCAUAUAUACACCAUACAAGCUGUCUGAGUUAGGUAGUAAUCCAUACCAUUUACCUUGGUGUAUGAGAGGAUUAUUAUUUGAAACAAAACGUCAUAUGGAUAAUGACGAAAUCAACACGUUAUAUCUGGAAUAUGAACAAUGGAAACCUGAAUCUAAACAAUUAAAAGAUAUACGGUAUAGAUUAAAUGGUUUACAAUAUAAACUCUAA